AUGGACGCGUGGAACCCAACCCCUCUGGCCCCCUCCUCCCUGUCCUUCCCCAUUCAGCAUCUGGCCGCGCUGUCAGCCCAUGCGGAAGCCAUCCGCGCCAAGGUGCGCGGAGUGGGGAAGUCUGUCCGCGGACUUGAGGGGCGGAAGGCGCAGAGGGGGGAAAUGGAGGGUGGGGAUGAGCGGGGAGAGAACAAGGAGGAGCGAAGUGGGGAGGACGGUGGAAAGCAGGAUCAGGGUAAGAAGGAAAAGGAGGAGGAAGGGGGGAAGGGGGAGAAGGAGGGGGGGGAGAAGGAGGGGGGAAUGAGGGACGAGGUGAAGGAAAAGACGAUUGAUUUGGUAGACGAGACAACGGAGGAAGGAGAUGAAGAAAUCUUGAAUACGAACUCUGCUGGAGAAGCAAGGGAGGAGAUGACGCUUGGGCUGCAGCACAAACAAGGAGAAGCGCCAGUAGAGGCAGCAGGAGAAGGGCUGGGAAGGGAGGGGAGAGAAGGGCGCGCGGCAGAGAGGCCGGGAGAAGCAGGGAGGUGUGAGGGGGAUGACGAUACAGAGGAGUGUGAGCGGGAUGAGGAGGCUGAGGAGGCUGAGGAGGACGUAAUGGAGGAAGGAGUUGGGGAGAACUGUCACUCAGAUGAGAUUCCCUUCCCCCAUCCUUGUGCUUUGCCCCUCCCACUCGUUCCGCUUCCCUUUCUCUUUUUCCGUGUUCCGUUCCUUCUUCCUGAUAUUUACAAAGCUUUCCCGCUACUUACACUCUUUGUUGCUCCUCUUGAUUCCAACUCUCGUUUCUCCAUCACCCCGCACCGUCCAUCUGCCUCCCCUGCCCUUCUCUCACAGCCCCUCGGCACUGCAGCAGGCCGCUCCUUUCUGCAUUCUAAGGGAGAAGGGCAGGAGAAAGGGGCAGAGGAGACUGGGGCUAGGGAGAACAUGCAGGGCAGCAUGAUUGCAGGGAGGCGCAGACGGGUGAGCAUGGUGGGGAGUGAAGAGUGGGAGUAUGGCGACUGGGAAGGGGCAGAAGAGCCCCUGGCGAAUGAACUGUUAGUGUCUGUGGAGCGAUGGGCACGGGACGCAGGGCUGUGCGGAGCAGCAGCAGUGGCAGAAGCAGCAGCAGAUGGGCAAGGUUCAGCAAGCGAGGGAGGUGGUUCACGUGUGGAGGUGCAGAGUGCAUUGGGUGGCAAUCCAAGUGAGAGCGAGAUCAAGGCGCGUGUGUGGGGGGAGAUAGACACCUUGCUGUGGCUGUCACGGCGUGAAUUCUCCUCUGAUAGGGAGCGGCUUGUGGAGAAAUGUGCCCUCGCUGCAGCUGUCCACUUCCUCACCUCUUUGCCCCUCACGGAGCAGCAGAUCAACCCCCCAGCUGCUGCUGCCCAUCCGACCACCCUUCCUGCCCGUCAAAACCCUGCUGCUGAGCGUCCGAACCACCUGCCAGCAUCACAGGAGAUCGCCCCUGCAACGCAGCAGCUCAACCCCCCAUCGCAGCACAUUGCACUCAGCGGCUGCCACCUCAACCACUUUCUCGCCCUCGCUCCCACCUUCCGCCCCACCCUCCUCCCCUCCCUCGCCUCCCUCACAACCUACCGCACCUCCGUCUCUCCCCGCGACAUGCUCUUCCUCCUCCGCCUCCCUGCGCUCACCUCCCUCUCCUUCCAUCAAACCCGCGUUGUUCCCGAAGCCCUGCUGCUCCUCCAGUCCUUCACCCGCCUCCACCGACUCAUCCUCGACUGCCCGGGCCCAUCAACCCUGUCUUUCAAGCCUUCAAAGGGGACAUUGCCUUUGAGGGGUCUGAGAGAGCUGCAUGUGAGCCGGGUGACUGACUCUGUUCUGCAGCAGGUGGGGAUGCUGACGAGCCUUGAGGUCUUUUCCUGCACGUGCAGCGAGGGGGUGAGUUUCAGGGGCUGGAUGUCCCUGCAGUGGUUGCAACAGCUGAGACUGCUCCGAGUGGGACCAGCACAUCUGGACCGUCAUGCUUUGAGAAUUGACUAUCCCAACGGCCGCUUGCCGACGGUUUCGCGGGUGUUUGAGAGGCUGGUGAAGACGCAAGAGGAUGCUGCUGCUCGGAAGAAGAGUGUUCAAGAAGUGACACACUUGAAAAGGUUGACGAGGCAAGAGGAUGAUGGCAAUGAUGAUGAUGGCGGGGUGUGGACUGUCGUGAGUUUGCUGCAGCGUCUGCAGUGCCUGGAGCUGCAUGGAAUCCCCCACUCUAUCUACGCCUGCGUGUCUCUGGUAGAGCUAAGCCUUCUCACCUCUCUCCACAUCACCGGCACUUGCCUUGGCAACGACGCGUUCACACGGUUGACUAGCUUGACCUGGUUGACCCACCUCAGCCUCGCCGGGUGCACGUUCACAACUGAUGGUCUCGUGAUGAAAAUAGCACACUGCCUGCCGAGUCUCGUGUUUCUGGACCUCUCGGGAACGGCCGUCACCCAAGGCGACACCGUCAACAUGCAAUCUCUCAAGUGCUUGAAGCACUUAAAGCUGCAGCAGUGCUGCAACAUUGGCGGCCCGUUUGUGCGGUACCUCUGCCUUGUGCCGCGGCUCAGGGUGCUGGACCUGGGCUUUAACCACAUGCCGGCUGUGUGGUUGACACAUAUUGUUGAGGGGAAGAGAGUGAGAAGGCUGAGUGUGAGGGGGUGUGGGUACAUGGGGAAGACGGUGUGUGGGCUUGAACGGCCGUGGAUUGUGAUCGAGUCCUAA
Molecule: messenger RNA, 2685 nt
Organism: Closterium sp. Yama58-4
Lineage: Eukaryota; Viridiplantae; Streptophyta; Zygnematophyceae; Desmidiales; Closteriaceae
Source: the annotation of a GenBank genome assembly